Molecule: messenger RNA, 3128 nt
Organism: Centropristis striata (black sea bass)
Lineage: Eukaryota; Metazoa; Chordata; Actinopteri; Perciformes; Serranidae
Product: thrombospondin-2-like
Exons: 20
Coding region: 71-3082 (1003 amino acids)
Biological process (GO): negative regulation of angiogenesis; cell adhesion
Cellular component (GO): extracellular region
Molecular function (GO): calcium ion binding; protein binding
Source: RefSeq, a predicted model, not a curated record
AGCAGGGACGAGCCUACCAGCCGUGAUUUCUAAACGUGGAGAAAGGCUGAACAGCGAGGAGCACGCAGGAAUGAGUCCGCUGAGAGGUUUCCCCUGGCUUUUGAUAUUCCUCUAUGCAGCAGCUGUGUGUGCAGGUGUGGGUGGUGCAAAGGUCGACAAUGUGUCGUCAGAAGUCUGUCGUCAUCCGUGUGAGGAGCUGGUGGAUUUGCUCACUGAGAUCCACGGCCUGAGGAUUGUGACCAGCACUCUGCUUGAAGACCUGGACAGAGUAGCAAAAGAAAAUGAAGAGAUGCGGUUAUCUUUGGCUGAGCUGAGCAACAGCGGCAGCAACAACGGGAGCAGCAACGGGAGCAGCAACUGGAGUGUCAGCAACUGGAGCGUCAAAUGGAGCAGCAGCAGCAACUGGAGCAGCAACAGGAGCAGCAGCAACCACGGCCAUGGCGGCAGUGGCAGUGGCAGUGAUGUCAACAAUCUUGACAGAGACAGAUAUAGAGGCAGAGGCAGAGAGGGAGACAGGGAGGUCUGGUGCAUGCAGGAUGGACGGGUGUACGAGCACGGGGAGGACUGGGAUGUUGACAGCUGCACCGCCUGUGUGUGCAAGGAUGCGAAGGUGGUGUGUCAUCAGGUGUCGUGCCCUCCUGUAUCCUGCCUCAACCCAUCCUUUAUCGAUGGAGAGUGCUGUCCGGUCUGUCUCGAUAAUGAAAAUGGCUGGUCCCCGUGGUCUGAGUGGACCCACUGUUCGGCCACCUGUGGACGUGGAGGCCACCAAAGGGGCCGAUCCUGCAACAGCAUCAAGCCGCCGUGCUCCGGCCCGUCGGUCCAAACCCGCAGCUGCAUCCUGAUGAAGUGUGACCGCAAGGCGCGUCCUGACGGGAACUGGGGCCUUUGGUCUCCUUGGUCUGCUUGUACAACCACAUGCGGGGAAGGAAACAUCACACGAGUUCGUCUCUGCAACAACCCUCCGCCGCAGAAGGGGGGCAGAGGGUGCACGGGCAGCGCCAGGGAGACACAUGCCUGCAAUAAUACACCCUGCCCCAUUGCUGGAGGCUGGACGAGCUGGACUGAGUGGUCUCAGUGCUCAGAGUCGUGUGGUGGAGGUCUUAUGAGUCGCCAGCGGGAGUGUUUGAACCCCGCCCCUCAGCACGGUGGGAAGCUCUGUGCCGGAGACGCUGUGGACUAUGAAUCGUGUAACAAGCAGCCGUGUCCUAUAGAUACAUGUUUGCUUUCAAAUCCAUGUUUUCCUGGAGUGGAGUGCACGUCACACAGCGAUGGAUCAUGGGAGUGUGGACGUUGUCCGUUGGGUUUACAUGGCAACGGCACUCACUGUGAAGAUGAAAACGAGUGUGAGGUGGAGAACGUGUGCGUCACAGAGUGUGUAAACACAGACCCCGGCUUCUACUGUCUGCCCUGUCCUCCUCGCUAUAAAGGCACCCAGCCGUUCGGCCUCGGGUUGCAGGAAGCCCAGAAAAUCAAGCAGGUGUGUGAGCCAUACAACCCUUGCAAAGACAACACACACACCUGCCAUAAGUAUGCAGAGUGUGUGUACCUGGGCCUGGCGUCGGAGGUUUUGUUCAGAUGUGUGUGCGCUGUCGGAUUUGCGGGUGACGGCUUCCUGUGUGGUGAAGACUCUGAUCUGGACGGCUGGCCCAACAACAGAUUACCCUGCAAGCUGAAUGCAACCUAUCACUGUCACCAGGAUAAUUGCCCCAUGCUACCAAACUCUGGACAGGAAGACCUGGACAGGGAUGGAAAGGGGGACGCCUGUGAUCCUGAUGACGACAAUGAUGACAUCAUAGAUGAAAGGGAUAACUGCCCGCUGGUGUACAACCCUCGGCAGUUUGACUCUGACAGAGACGGGGUCGGGGACGCCUGCGACAACUGUCCGUUUGAAAGCAACCCACUGCAGAUGGACACUGAUGAUAACGGAGAAGGAGACGCCUGCAGCAUUGACAUUGAUGGAGAUGAGGUUCUGAAUGACCGAGACAACUGUCCCUUAGUCUACAACACUGACCAGCGGGACACAGACAUGGACGGUGUUGGAGACCAGUGUGACAACUGUCCUCUUCUACACAACCCACUGCAGCUCGACUCUGACAGCGACCUGGUGGGGGACAUGUGCGACAACAACGAGGACAUCGAUGAGGACGGCCACCAAAACUCGCUAGACAACUGUCCCUACAUUGCAAACAGCAACCAGGCCGACCACGACAAGGACGGGAAGGGAGACGCCUGUGACCACGACGACGACAACGACGGCAUCCCUGAUGACCGGGACAACUGCAGACUGGUGCCCAACAGGGACCAGCUGGACUCUGACGGUGACGGGAGUGGAGAUGCAUGCUUUGAUGACUUUGACAAUGACAGUAUUCCAGAUGCGGAGGAUCCAUGUCCGCUGAACCAGGAUAUCGGGUCCACAGACUUCAGGAAGUUUCAAGUUGUUUUGUUGGACCCUAAAGGCACCACGCAGUCUGACCCUCUCUGGGUGAUCCGCAGCCAAGGCACGGAGCUGCUGCAGACGGCCAACUCGGACCCUGGCAUCGCUUUAGGAUAUGACAAGUUUAGCUCGGUGGACUUCAGUGUGACAUUUUAUGUGAACACAAACCGAGAUGACGACUAUGCGGGGAUUGUGUUCGCCUACCAGUCCAGCCGGCGCUUCUACGUCGUCAUGUGGAAACAGGUGUCUCAGGCAUACUGGGAGAAAAAGCCGUCCAAGGCUUUUGGCACAGCGGGAGUCUCGAUCAAACUGGUCAACUCCUCCACAGGACCAGGGGAGUAUCUACGUAAUGCCCUGUGGCACACCGGAAACACCAGACACCAGGUCAGAACAUUGUGGCAUGAUCCUAAUAAAAUUGGCUGGAAGGACUUCACAGCCUACCGCAUGCACCUCAUCCACAGACCCAAGACUGGGUUCAUCAGGGUGGUGGUGUACGAGGGCAGGGAGAUCUUAUCUGACUCGGGGGCCGUGUACGACCACACCCUGGCUGGAGGCAGACUGGGACUGUUUGUCUUCUCUCAGGAACACGUCCUCUUCUCAGACCUCAGAUAUGAGUGCAGAGGUAAGAUUUCCUGUCAAAAAACUUAGAUUACUUAAGCAAAAAUAACAAUAUGAUCGGAGUGUCCUCAACCGA